This is a messenger RNA of Gadus macrocephalus (Pacific cod), 6621 nucleotides long. RefSeq names its product glutamate receptor, ionotropic, delta 2 (Grid2) interacting protein, a (gene grid2ipa). Gene Ontology annotation, molecular function: protein binding. The transcript has 21 exons. NCBI's taxonomy places the organism in Eukaryota, Metazoa, Chordata, Actinopteri, Gadiformes, Gadidae. Gene Ontology annotation, biological process: regulation of DNA-templated transcription. The record is from RefSeq and is a predicted model, not a curated record. Bases 993 to 6356 code for a protein of 1787 amino acids.
UGUGUGAGUGUGUGCAUCUGUACGUGUGUGCAUCUGUACGUGUGUGUUUGUGUGUGUGUGUGUGUGUGUGUGUGUGUGUGUGUGUGUGUGUGUGUGUGUGUGUGUGUGUGUGUGUGUGUGUGUGUGUGUGUGUGUGUGUGUGUGUGUGUGUGUGUGUGUAAAACUGUAAAAGACUAAUGAUAAUGGGUAAAUAAUGGCCUUAUUACAAGACACCCUGUCAGUGCCAAGAGGGACACCAGAUUGUAGAUUGUUAAAUUGAUAACAUAUGGAAGUCACAAUGCUUAACAUAUUUCCGGUUCCCAGACACACACACUCAGUGAAUUGGCCUGCAUACGCUAUUCCACUGGGGCCCUCGCUGCCGGCUCCUCCACUCUCUCCCUGCUCCCCUGCUCCUUCCUUCCUUCCCUCUCAUUCUUAGUCCUCCUCAUUCUACCUCUGCGAAGAACAAGGCGCGUUAUUCACUGUCUCCUGCCAGCGAUGGGGGAUAACUGAAUCUCUUCUUGGUGCGAGGGCAGGUGGGUGGGUUAUCCUUCAAUGUGGGCCAGGAUGGAGUGGCCAUCCCUGGUCUGUCCCGGCAGUCACUCCCCUGGAGGGAGGAAGAGGAGGAGGAGGAGAUGGACGGAUAGCCGGGAGAAAAUGAAGAAAGUUUACAUGGGGAGAGUUUGUAGGGAACGUUGAGACGCUAGCUUGCACCGACCUGGGGAUCUCGAAGGGCAGUGUGUGGAGCGAUGGGCGAGUUUUUCCUUUCCUUUUUUCUUUUCUCUCUCUCUCUAUCUGUCAGAAGAAAUCCUUUUCUAUCUGAGACUUUCUAGUUACUUUAUUAGCCUGUACCAAGCUUUUGUUCGGAGAUUCGGGAUUUCCUUGAAGUGUCCACUUUUUUUUUAUAUAGAUUUAUUUGUAAAUUUUUUGGAACCAACUUCAUGAGUGAGGUGGCGGAGGGAACGCUUGCGUCGCUGUUCUGAGGAGCAUCUUCUGUGAGGCCAAGGAGAACAAUGGGAAGAGACAGAAGCGUCUCCAGACACUUUCGGAUCUUCAUUCCCAAGAAGCACCGGGAGCGCUUCGACGACGUGGUGUCCCAGAGUUUGAUGAGCCGCAUCAAGGGGCGGAGCUUCAGCGACCCCAGCCGCAACCGCCUUCGCCGCAGCCGCAGCGAAGACCACCCGGAGCGCCUGCUGGUGUCCACGCGUGCCAGCUCUGUGCCGCGCACACACGCCGAGGAAGGAGUCAUGCCCACCCGCGGCAUGCGGAAGACCACCUCGCUCAUCGCCGGGCAUUCCGCCGGGGGCCCCAUGGCAACCACCAGCUGCAGGACAGUGAGGGUGUGCAAGGGCAACAUGAGCUUUGGCUUUACACUCCGAGGCCAUGCUCCUGUCUGGAUUGACUCAGUCAUCCCCGGCAGCCCAGCUGACAAGGCGGGUCUCAAACCGGGGGACCGCAUUCUGUUUCUGAACGGACUGGACAUGAGGACGUGUUCCCACGAGAAGGUGGUGUCCAUGCUGCAGGGCAGUGGGGCCAUGCCUUCGCUGGUAGUGGAGGACGGCCCGGCCUCCUUCUCCCUGGUAGAGCAGCAGGAGCUGGUGGGAGGAGGAGGAGGAAUCAGCGGAGGGGGUCCACCCAUGGAGGGCUCCCGCUCCCCGGUGUUGAGCUCCCUGCAGUGGGUUGCUGACAUUCUGCCUCCCAGCAUCAGGGUCCACGGCCGUACCUUUGGCCAGCAGUUGGAGCACCUGCUGACCAUCCAGGAGAGGUACACUAUCUGCAAGGCCCUGGAGAACUUCUUCCAGCACAGCAGGAACGUUGACACUUUGAUCGUGGAUGUGUUCCCGGUGUUGGACACCCCGGCCAAACAGGUGAUCUGGCAGUUCAUCUAUCAGCUGCUCACCUAUGAGGAGCAGGAGCACUGCCAGAGCAAGAUCACGCGCUUCCUCGGGUUCAAAGCCUCCGCAGUCCCCCCUCCACCGCCACCACCCCCCCCUCCCCUAGAGCAUGAUGGGGCCCCUGAGCCCCACCGGCGGAGCAGCUCCAUGAGGGUGACCGGCACCACGUAUCGUAGCAGCGUCAGGGGCCGCAGCUCUGACGACCUGGUCAUAGGCACCCAUCUGGGGAUGGGUUACCGUGGAGAGCCAGUGCUGGAGACGGGGAUGAGGCUGGCUCCGGGGGAGAGACAGUCAGGGGACGGCACCUCCCUGCCUGAGACCCCCAACAACCUCACCAAUCUGUCAGCAGUGUACGCAGAGCUGGAGAACAUGUAUUCGUCCAAGAGGUCCAAGUCCCUGAAGAACCGCCCUCCCCCAGCCCAGGACAGCCUCCUCGAGGUGGAGCCCAUCUCGCGCACCUCCUCCCCCACCAUGCUCGCCAGCACAGGCGGUCGCAAGGGACCCCCACCGCCGCCCACAUCAUGGCCAGAACCAAUGGCCAGUCCCCCGGAUGCCCCGUUCUACAGCUCCGGGAUGCCCACCCAGAUCAGUGCUGAGUCGAACCCUUACGUAAGCCUGGACAGCCCCCCGCCCUCGCCGCCCAACCCCCCAGACUACCCCCCAAGCCCUGUGGGGCAUCGCAGCAGCAAGCGGCGCUACACCUUCUCCAAGCCGCCCCGGUCAGAAGACACCGAUCGCUUCCUGGACGCCCUCAGUGAGCAGCUGGGACAGAGGGUGGCCAUCGUCGACGAUUUCCUGAGUCCUGAGAAUGACUACGAAGAGGAUGUUGUCCAGAUGAGCUUUCCAGACGAAGAGGACGAAGAGGACGAUGAAGAUGACCUGGGCGAGGACGACGAGGAGAACGGGGGCUUCGUGGCCCCGGAGCUCAGCAGCCCGAGUGACGUGCAGAGCAGCAGUGCAGAGGAGGAAAACGCCUCCUCCCUCACCUAUUCAUCCUCCUCCGACCACAUCCCGCCUCCGCCCAUGACUCCUCCCCCCCCGCCGCCCAUCCAGUUCAAUGACACACCACCUCCGGCGCCUCCCUCUGCCCCGACCGCAGCCCAGCCACCUCCUCCGCCUCCUCCCCCUCCUCCUCCGCAGCAGCUACUGGUCUACAGCCCCGAGCACUCCCCCAGAGCCUAUGUGCCCAUGCGCCGCAAGUCUGGACCCCCUCCUCCACCUCCCCCCAGGAGCAAUCUGCCGCCCAAGCGGCAGUCCCUUCACAAAGUCCUGCCCGCCAGAGAAGACGUACAGGUCCGUGCUACGAUACAGGAGCUCAAGGCCUUCCAGGAACAGCAGGCCUACCGGGAGAGACAGGUCUACGAGGAGCAGCAAGCGACCCAGGAGCGAGAGGCCUACAAGGAACAGAAAGCCUAUGAAGAGCAACAACUGUACCAGGAACAGCAGGCCUACCAGGAGAGGCAGGCCUACCAGGAGAGACAAGCUUACAAAGAGAGACAGGCCUACGAAGAGCAAAAGGCUUACGAGGAGCAAAAGGCCUACGAAGAGCAAAAGGCUUACGAGGAGCAAAAGGCCUAUGAGGAGCAGAAGGCCUACGAAGAGCAGAAGGCCUACGAAGAGCAGAAAGUCUAUGAAGAGCAACAGGCCUAUGAGGAGCAGAAGGCCUAUGAUGAACAGAGGGCUUACGAAGAGCAGAAAGCCCUCCAAGCCAAACAGAUCUAUCAGGAGCUCCAAGAACGACAGGCGUACGAGGAGCAGAAGGCCUACCAGGAGCAGAAAGCUUUCAAGGAGCGCCAGGCCUACCAUGAGCAGCAAGCCUACCAACAAGAGCAGCAGCAACUGCAACAAAUCUAUCAGAGCCACCAGUCGCUCCCCGCCCAGCAUUCACCCCACUCGCCACAUCCCCUCCAGCAGCUUCACCAAUCCCUGCCCCCUCUUCCUUCUCCCGACUCCAACCGAACGCGCACUAAUCACCCUCUGUACCAGAUGCAGCAAGCACAGCAGCAGCAGCAGCAGCAGCAGCAGCAGCAACAGCACCAGCAGCAGCAGCAGCAGCAGCAAGCCCAGCAGGGCCACCCCCACCGGCGCCAUUCCCGGUCAGCGCCAUCACCCCACCAGCCCUCAUCCCAACAAACGGCCCACCCAGGUCAACAGGGUCACUACAUCGAAGGCGUCUACCAAAGCCGCAAAAGUCUAAAGGCCCAGGCUCACCAUGCGUCGGCUGAGAUGCUCAACCAGAUGCACCAAGCCCAGGCUCAAGCCCUCCACUCGUCCGCCGAAAUGAUCCACCACAUGCAGCAGGCGCAAACCCGCCACGCCUCCAAUGAGAUGCUGAACCAAAUGCACAAGGCCCAGGCCCACCACUCUUCGUCGGAGUUCCUGCACCACCAAGCCCACCAGAUGCACCACGAGCAGCCUCACCACACAUCCACGGAGCUCCUCAGCCAGGUUCACCGACUGAGUCAGAGGCAGCCGCACCAUUCCUCCAGCGAGCUGCUUCAUCAGAUGCACAAAGUCCAAGCACAUCAUUCCUCUACAGAGCUGCUCCACCAGGCCCAUCAGAUGCAGCAAGCCAAGCCCCACCACUCCUCUGCUGAGCUGCUGCACCAAACCCAGCAAGACCCCGCCUCCCUGCCGGUCCAGUUCACCCGAGAGAGCUCGUCUCACCAGAGCCGAAGGAGCCUAAAGGGGCACCAUCAGGUCCAGGCGUCGCCCCAAGGCAGACACCCAGAGCACCAGAUCCAUCACCCGCAGCCCAACAAACCCUCUCCCCAGAGACCCCACUCCAUCCAGCAGACCCACCACCCCCAUUCCCCUUCCCCUCAGAUCCACCACAUCCAUCACAUGACCCCUCAGCCCCCUCCACAGGACUACCAGCCCCAGAUCCACCUGAUCCACCCCCCACAAGGUCAGCCGGCCCACAGGCCCCAGCCUCUCCUCUCCACCUUCCAGCCGCUACAGCCUCACCAGACCACACCCUCUACCUUCCAGGCCUUGCCCCAGCACCCUCAACCCCACCAGGCCCAACCUCCAGGCCAAGCUACCCGCCCGCAGUCCCAGCCCUCCCACCACCUGCUCCAGUGUCAGCCCCCAUUGCAGCCCCACCACAAGCAGUCCCAGGGCCAGGUCCAGCCGCAAUCCCUGCCACACUCUCUGUCGGACCCUCCGAAACACCCGGAGCCUCCACUGCCGCCGCCUCCUCUGCCUCCCCCCUGCUCACCUCCCCCCCUGCCCAGGCCUCCCCUGUCCAGGAUGGACUCUCAUCACAUGAGCGUGAAGAGGCUGCGCUGGGAGCAGGUGGAGAACUCAGAGGGCACUAUCUGGGGAGAGUUUGGGGCCAAUUCGGACUACGACAAGCUGAAUGACAUGGUGAAAUACCUGGAUUUAGAAUUGCAUUUUGGGACUCAAAAGAGCCAAGGUUCGUGCCACUUGUCGGUUCCAGAGCCAUUGCUUCAACCAGAGACGUUCAAAAAGAAAGACGUUAUUGAAAUCCUCUCCCAUAAAAAAGCCCACAACGCCUCCAUCCUUAUAGCUCACCUGAAGCUGUCGCCGGGGGAGCUUCGUACGGUGCUCAUGACCAUGGCCUCUGACAGGCUGGAGUCGGCGCACAUCAAGCAGCUGCUGCUGUACGCCCCAGACGCCGGGGAGGUGAAGCAGUACGAGCAAUACCGCCAGGACCCCAGCAAGCUCAGUGAGCCUGACCAGUUCGUAUUGCAGAUGUUGUUGGUUCCCGAGUAUAAGACGCGUCUCCAGAGCCUCCACUUCAAGUGUUCCCUGCAGGAGAAGACGGAUGAGCUUCGAGGAGGCUUUGACUGUAUCUACAAGGCCUCGCUGGAGCUCAAGACUAGCAAGAAGCUGGCCAAGAUACUGGAGUUUGUGUUGGCAAUGGGCAACUACUUGAACAAUGGUCAACCAAAGACCAACAAGACCACAGGCUUCAAGAUCAACUUCCUCACAGAGCUUAGCACCACCAAAACAGUUGAUGGGAAGUCAACAUUUCUGCACAUCCUGGUCAGGUCUCUGUGCCAACAUUUUCCUGACGUGCUGGACUUCUCCAAAGACCUAACCAUGAUUCCACUGGCAGCCAAAGUGAACCAGAGGGCAAUCACGUCGGAUAUGAACGACCUCCACACGACCAUACAGGAGACCAGAGCCGCCUGCCAGAAGAUGCCUGCUACUUCUGAGGACCGCUUUGCCGUCGUCAUGAGUAACUUCCUGGAGAACAGCCACCCGGCCAUCCAGUCCCUGGAGUCUCUGCAGCAGAGGUCCAUGGAGGAGUUCGCCCGCACCUCCUCCUACUUUGGGGAGGACAGCAAGGCCACCAACACAGAGGUCUUCUUUGGCAUCUUCAGCGAGUUCCUGAGCAAGUUUGAGAGAGCUUUAAGUGAUCAACAGGCCGGGGAAAUCCCCAAGAGUCCAAGAAGUCCACGGAUGGCCUCGCCGUUGGCCUGUGUUUUUCCUUCAAAACAAAGCCUUGGUUGAAGACGAUUUGCUAACUAGAGUAUAAGAUACCUAAAAAGGUAUCUUGUUUUAUUAUGUGACUGUGUCUGUAUUUUUAUACAGUGUCAAUCAUUUUUUUCUGUCUUUGCUUUGCCACCAAAACAUUUGGGGAUUGACCUUCUAUUUGGUAAUGCAAACAUUGUCAAAGAAAUUCAUGAACAUCUAUUACAUAGAGAUAUGAAGUAUAGUCGUUUAUGUGAAAUUAGUCAAAAAAUGUAUCAAUUAAUAUUUAUUAAUAAAUUAUUAA